AUGAGCUCAGAGAUUCGAUUGGAAGAGGAUGAGAAGAUUCGGAAGAAGAUGGGAAGAAAAUCGGACGAUUUCGAGCUCAAUGCGAAGAAGAUCGGAAGAUAUCGAGCUCGAUCGGAAGAUAUCGAGCUCGAUCGGAACAGAGAUUUCGAGCUGAGAGAGAUUGAGUUUGGUUUUUUUUUGGCUAUAUUGGUAAUCAACCCCAAAGUUUCCACCUCAAAUUUAACCGGCUUUCAAGAUCCAACCAUGAGCAGCCUAAGAUUACACGGGAUCCGUAGGGGAAGUUCGAGUUCUGCCAUACGUCGUUUGGAAGCAGAGGAUGACAUCAUCAUGGUCCCUGACUUUGACUAUUCAGACCUAGAUGAAAAGUUCAAAUUAACUCUGGUUGGUAGGAUGUUCGACAGAGAAGGGAGAAGUAUUGAUGCCCUCUUAUCCCAAAUGCCGAAACCCCGAAUCUGGGAUGUUGAAGGGCGCGUAACUAGAUCAAACCUUGGCAAAAGGAAAUUUCAGUUCGAUUUUGCGAGAGACGAAGAUCUGGAAAAUGUUAUGUUUAAACAUUCCUCCCAUUUUAACAAAUGGAGGUUCUCCCUAGAACGAUGGGAGUAA
This is a messenger RNA of Microthlaspi erraticum, 603 nucleotides long. Lineage: Eukaryota; Viridiplantae; Streptophyta; Magnoliopsida; Brassicales; Brassicaceae. The record is from the annotation of a GenBank genome assembly.